CAUUCUCCUUAAAAAUGGCGUCUUGUGAACAAAAUGAGCGAAUGUAGCUGUGCUGUGGUGUGUGUGAGCAGCAGCGGAGCAGCUGUCGGUGCUGGAUCUCUGUGUAUGUAGCCUCGCUUAUUAAACUGCUACAGAACGUGGAGCAUCUGUUCUACGACCCAUCAGCUUAACACAGGAGACAAUAGACAGUGAAAUAUAUGGGGAGAGGAGAGGAGGGAGGAGGUGCUCCUGGCUGCUGUGACCCCCCCCCCCCGCCACCACCACCUCGCUCCCUCUCCUCCCUCCAUUCCUACCAGUCUACAGGCUCGUCAAGCGGAGAAAUAAACAGAAGCGAGCGCAGAGAGGAGAAGACAUUCCUCCCUCCCCUCCCCCUCACUAUCUGUCCAUCUUCAUCCAGUCCUUUCUUUCAUGGAGAGGAAUUAUCCCGCUGCAGGCUUCGGAGAUCUAGGGGCUGGGACGGGAUGGAGUUACGACAGAUCGGCCAAAGCAAGCCUCGUGUAUGGGAGCUCCAGGUCAUCCCACCCAGACUCAGAGCUGCUCCACAGGCAAACCUAUGGCACCCCUCACCCCCUCCAGGGCUAUGCAACCAACCACCACCCAGGAAGCUCCAGACAGGGUGGAGCAUGGGGGGCUGCUGGACGCUCACUUGGUUUGUCAGGGCUGUUUGAUGCCAGUCUCCACCAUGCCAGCCCCUCUGGUCCUGACCCCUCCGUCAUGAAUCUGAUUUCAGCUCUAGAAUCGCGGGGUCCACAGCCACCACCAUCUGCUUCUUCCCUCCUCUCUCAGUUUCGCACUCCCUCUUGGCAGACUGCAAUGCACACACCAGCCCCAGCGGAGCUCUUUAUUUCAGGGGCGCUUCCUGGUUCCAGCUCCUUCCCCUCCUCCUCAGCCCUUUCUGCAUACCAGCAUCCUGGCUCCUUCUCUGGACGAUCUUUCACUCCCUCACUAUCCCUGCAGGACACGCCUACAUUUAGCCCGACCUCCAACGGUUUGUUAUCCCCUCAUGAUCCCCUGCUGCACAUCAAAACACCUUCCCAGUCCAGCCUGGGCUUUGAUCGCUUGCUGUCUUCCCAGAGUGCCACCUACAGGGGCUCCCAGGAGCCAACAACCCCUCCUCAGACCCAAGCCCCUCCCACCUCCUCCAGCUGCCACCUGCCCCCUCCCCAGUUCAACCUUUUGUCCUCCCAGCUCCACAACCAGUCCUCCCAGCUGUAUAACGCCUCUAUGUUCUCUUCCACACCAGCUCUGCUGCCCACGGCCCCCCCUCCGCCCCAGCCUCCUCCAGAGAGGGCAGUUUCCCGGCAGGACAGUGUGAUCAAGCAUUAUCAACGCUCAUCCCCAGCGCAGUCCACAACACUGCCUCCACAGCAAUAUACCAGCUGUGGUGGGUCAUCGAGCUACCAGCAGAUACCCAGCCACCACCGGCAUUCUGGACUGUCCUGCAGUCCCCUGGGGGAGCAGAGCCCAUCCUCUGAGCCCAAGCCCUCACCUCGGUUGGAAUCCAAGACAUAUCGACCUAUCAUCCAAACCCCCUACACAUCCUCGUCCUCCAGCUCUUCAGCCCCCUCCUUAUCUGGCACUAAGGGAGUCAAGAGUUCCAGCUCCAGUAGUGGCUACUCCUCUUCAGGCUCAGCGUCAUCCUCUUCCCGCACCCCACACACUCCACCAUCAGCCUCCUCCACCUCUUCCGCGUCCUCUUCUAGUUCCAAGACAAGCACUGGCUCCUUGCCUGCUCCCUCUCGUCAGCAGCUCCCACCUCAGUCAACACCAGCACCACCUGCUUUGCCAGUGGUGUCAUCCAACCUUGUUCAACAGCCAGCACCCAAACAAUGUCUCUCCACCUAUGGCUCUUCACCUGUGGCCAAAUCCAGCACAGGCCAACCAGACCAGACGCCUCCCCAGCAACAUGCCCAGUCCUACUCUCCCAACCAGCCUCCAUCUACACACAUGGCUCAGUCUUAUGGAGUCUUUAAUUCACCUCCUGCCCAGGACCUAAGCUCUGGAGCAGGGGGUACUGGAGGGAAGGCCUUCACUGGUAUAGGCUCAGGAGGACGGUCAUUUUCUGCAGAAAUAGUGUUUGGGGACUCAAGCUAUGGCCAAACCUCUCUUAGAAGAGCAGGCAGUCCUUCCUUAGGAUAUGGGAAUGCUGGAGGAUCAACAGUAACUGGACCCGUAUCAGGAGCUGCUGCGCUUGGCAAUGGAUCAGGAUCAGGGAGUGGGCCUUCUAGUGUUGGUAAUGGAGGCAGCAGCUCAUACCACCUGCCUGAGUCUAGUCCCUCGCCCUCCAUCAGUUCCAAUAUCAGUCGCCCUGGAUUGCACUCUCCUGCGUCUGCUCGCCCUGCACAGUCCCCUGGAGGCUCAGGGGCCACCAAAUACUUGCCCUCCAUCCUAUCACCUUCUUUUAUGUCCUCACCCCAAGGUUUCUCCGAUACACAGCAAGUGCAGAACCAGUCCUACCACUCAACACCGCCCAAGGCAAAAACAGAAACCAAUAUGCUGGGAGUUGAGCGAUCCCAAGAUGAGGAAGAGGAUGAUGACGUUUUCCUUAUCCACCACUUACUACACGCCCAGAGUUCAACUCCUCAUCCUUCCCAGCAUCACCCACCUCCUCAGCAGCUACCCCAGCCGCUUCCACAAGCUAGGGAUGGGGAAGGCAAGGGAGUGACCUAUGACAUGAACAAGAUCUCAGAAGAGCGCUACCACCUUCAGAGUGUCAUUCGUACCAAUAACAUCACCAGCAGUUCAGGUCCUGGAACGGCAAUGGGUGACGCAAGUGGCUUAAACAGUCAGUUGGAAAUAUCACAGAAGAAACAGCAACAGGCCAAAUCGGAGUUGAGCAUAUCAAAGUCCACAGCUGGAGGGGUAGGAGGGGUCACUGACUCUCUUUCCCACUCUCAUACUACCCACUCACAUCAACAACAGCAUGACUCCAUGGGCUCUGUGGUCCAUUAUGGAAGGGGAGACCCCUACAUACAGCACCCACACUCCCAACAUUCCCAUCACACCUCACAUGUGCCCUCACACUCUCAACAACACUCUCAGCAUCCCCAAAUCUCUCAGCACUCUCAGCACUCUCAACACACACCGCACUCUCAACAUACUCAGCACAGCCAUCCCCAUUCCCACUCUCACAGCCACCCUCACAUGGAGCUGAAGAAGCCUUCAGAUGCAAAUGACAAUGCCUACUUGUGUAACACACCAGAUGUGCAGCAGGCUCGGCAAAGCCAGGUUCCCCUCUCUCUAAUAGAUUCAUCGCCAGACCCUCCCCAGCAAUCUCACAUGCUGCAGUCUGUCCUUUCUCACACCACCCACACUAAGAUGGAUCCUCAGCAAGCCCCUCCACAGCAGCAGCAGCAGCAUCCUUUGAGCCAGCAGGUCAUGAUGGGUUCAGCCGGAGGAGCAGGGCCUGCCGGGGUGGAGUCCCAUCCACAGAACCAGUCUGCACAGUUGCAACUCCAGCUUCAGACCCAAGGUAUGGACAACCACUACAGCCUUGGAGUUCAGCAGAGAGAUCAAAGCAGGACCAGUCAGAACUCAGUGUCUCCACUAGACAUGCUGGACCAAUCUCUUUCCCGAACGAACAGCAGAGGCAGUGGAGGAGCUCUGGACAGAACAGGGGUUGGUGUGACUGUUACAGGAGGGGAGGGAGGUGGUGGAGACAGACAUAGACAGCAGCACAGACUUACACCCCACCACCAUCCCCAACAGACAGCCUCAGAUCUCCAUGACUUCCUCUCUGAACCAGAUUUAGGCUUGUCCGCCCCCUCACACCUACAUCACCUCAACCAGCCUCAGGCCCAUGCCCACCCCCAUGCUCACCAUCAGCAGCAAGCACACACUCACCAUCAGCUGGCACACUCUCAGUUAGCUCACACACACUCCCACCGGAUGGCAGCAAAUAUGGUAACUCCCCAACAACAGCAGCAGCCCCAACAAAGAGACCCUGAAACUCUGUCCCACUCCCAGUUAGACCAGCUCAAGCAGCACCAGUUUGACACAGUGAGCCCAGUGGGUAAAGUAGGACAGAAUCAAGUUCAGCAGCAACAGCAGCGCUUUUCAUCUCUGACUUCCAUCUGCUUUCCUGACUCUCUGUUACAUGAUGAAGACCGCUCUUUCUUUCCUGAGAUGGAGGACAUGUUUUGCUCAGCAGAUUACAAGUCAAGCUGUGCUGAGGAUUCUGGGGCAGGACAGGCUGCUCAGGAAAGCCUUACCCAGGGCCAUGGGCAGGGGCAAGACGGUAUGGAGGCCUUAAAAACAGGAGAGGGCUAUGACAUGGUUGGUCAUCACAGUGAUCAAGGCUAUGGACAGUAUUGCCACAGCCUUCCAGGAACAGGAAAUGGCAAUCUACACUUAGACCUUGACUCUAUGAAGACGCACGAGCUUCCCUCCACUGUGAAUACUGACCAACUUGGCCUCAUCCAAUCCCAAACACCCACUAUGGGGCUGAGUUCAGCAGUUCAAGGGGGUGGCUCAGUCAGCAAGAUGAUGGGAGUGGUAGGAGUGGGUGAAAGUCCAAAUACUCCUGGUCUGACCUCACCUAUAUUCUGUUCCUCUCGACCCAAGAAACUGCUGAAGACAAGCUCAUUUCACUUGCUCAAACAGCGGCGUGAGCCGCAACCUCAAACAAAGAAAAACUAUGCGCAGGAGUAUGAAUUUGAGGACGACGAGGAUAAAGCUGAUGUUCCAGCUGAUAUUCGUUUAAACAGUCGACGCCUUCCUGACCUGCUCCCUGACUUGGUGUCUAGCUGUAGGAAGGCUGGGGGGGCAUCAGGAGUAAGUGGGCUCAGUCCACUGAUGGUUGACAUCGACUUCUGCCAUAAUUCUGGCUACUCUUCCCUUGGACACCCUCCACAACUCCUCCCCCAUGAUGGCCCUAAAAAAAGAGGCCGGAAGCCAACUAAACCAAAACGUGAAGGUCCUCCUCGCCCACGAGGUAGACCACGCAUACGCCCUCUUCCAGAGCCUCCCUACUGCAGGGGUCUGAUGGGAUCAGUGGCAGGAGAAAGCAGGAGGGGCCGUGGACGGGGUCGAGGGCGUGGCCGGCGGGAGGAGGUUCUUGUUGAAAUGCAUCAAGAUAUGAACAAAGCACAAAGCCUCCCAUAUCAUCAGCAGCAGCAGCAUCGACAGCAACAGUUCAGCCAUCAGCAGCAUCUUCAACAGCAUUCACAUGAACAUCACAGACAGCAGGUUGACCACCACCAAACAACACAGCAACAGCAACAACAGCAUCACCUGCAUCAUCCACAGCAGCAUGUUUCCUGUCCUCACCACCAACCACAUAAUCAACAGCAGCAACAGCUACAGCAUCAUCAUCAUCAACAACAGCAACCACCUCAGCAGCUGCAGCAAGAUCCAAUCAGUCCUCUCAAGAUCAAACUGCCUGUUCCCACUAUGCCUCCGUCAGAAUCCUUGUUGAGGACAGACUCGCUGUCCAGCACUGAGCCGGUUCUGUCUGAUGGAUCUGUGGGCUCGGCACCAUCUCUGGGCCUGAGUCCUGGACCCAGUGCCGCCAUGGACAUCAACAAAAAUGAGAUGAAUCAGACUCAAGACAAGACGAUGAAGCAUCAACAGAAGGCUAUAGAGAUGACAUGGAAGAAAGAAAUGGAUGAUCCACUGAAUCCUGAAGCCUGGGCUGCUAUGCAGAAACUCUCCAGUUCAGCUGAUGACAAGGCUUUCGAUUUCAAACCUGGCUUCAUGGCCUCUUUUUUGGACUUCUUGAAGACAGGCAAAAAACAGUCAUGCCUUGAACCGGAACAAGAUGGAGCUGAGCAGGAAUCCCUAAACCCCUGCUCCUCUCUGAAGGGAGGGAUCAGGCCCUUAUCCCCACCUUCGCCUCCCCUACCACCAACUCCUCCACAGCAGCCUCCAGAGACAUUCAGUGAGGAAGUGCAGGGCGAGGGGGCGGAGUUGGCUCUCAGCAGCUGUCCAAGUCCCUGCAAGCCACUGGAUGAGGAGCUGAAAAGGAACCUGGAGACGCUGCCCUCCUUCUCCUCUGAUGAGGAGGACUCGGUCAGCAAAAACCAGGACCUGCAGAAGAGCAUCUCAUCUGCCAUCUCCGCCCUCUAUGACACCCCACACUCGCUGGCAGCUGCCAUGGCUUCUGCCAUGAUCAAGGCCCCACCCACCCUCUCCCCGCCUACGCCACAGGAGCCGCCGCUCAGCCCCCCUCUCCCUGCCAUACCUCCCCUCAUCCCCAGUAUCGAGAAUGGAAAAGAGGAGGAGCUCAAGUACACACAGGAUCACAUACAGGACAAGGACAAGCAACAAUCAGUCUCCCUACAGUCAAAUAGAGCAAACACAGAGGAGAGGGAGGCUGAACAAGCAGGAGAUGAGGAAAGAGGGGGGGGUGAGGAGACUGCAGACAAUGAAGAAAUAAUGAGAAGUCCAGAGAAUCUGCAGCAGGGAGCACUGGAGGAGCAGGAGGAGCAGGAGGAGGAAGGGGAAAGGAUGUCUGAAAUACAGAUUUUGGAGGUUCCUAAGGUUGAAGGUUCUCCAUCAGGACCUGUGCUUGCUCCUGCACCUCCAUCCACAUCACCGUCCAUCUCCCCCUCACCCACCGACUCCUCACCUUCACCACUCCCUCUCCUUAGUCUCUCUGUACCCUCCCAACUGCCAGUCCAGCAGGAUGAAGAAGAGCCAAAUCCAACUUAUCCUCCUUCUGAGCAGCAGCAGUCAUCCUACCAGCCCCCUCCGACUGCAGGCACCUCCCCACCCCCCUCCACCUCCCCUCCCGCCAUCCCAUCCUCACCCCUCUCCAACCUUCCCCUGGCCCAGUCCAUCCCCCCUCCAUCUACCACACCUCCACCAUCAUCCUCUGAUCAAGACCAGGAACCUGAAGCUGAGCAGCCUUCCCCCUCUUCACCCACCUCUUCCUCACCGUCUUCAUCCUCUUCGCCACCAUCACCUCCAACCCCGGAAGAGGCCCCAGCAUCCCAGCGUCUUACCUCCCUCCACCUGGCAAAGAAGCAGGCUGACGCCGCCAUAGCUGGGGAGAGUGAGGAGGAGGACAGUGAGAGUGGAGGCGAGGGAAUCUUCCGUGAACGGGAUGAGUUUGUGGUUCGAACUGAGGACAUCGGGAUGCUUAAGAUGGCCCUGCAGACAGGCCGGGAGCCCCCACCCAUCUGGAGGGUGCAGAAAGCCUUGCUCCAGAAAUUCAGCCCAGAGAUCAAGGACGGCCAAAGGCAGUUCUGUGCAACUAGUAAUUAUCUGGGUUACUUUGGUGAUGCCAAAAUGCGCUACCAGCGUUUGUAUGUGAAGUUCUUGGAGAAUGUCAACAAGAAAGAUUAUGUCAGAGUGUGUUCUCGAAAGCCAUGGCACAGAGCCGGUCUCACUCUGAGACGCCAGUCACUACCUAAACAGCUGCCCACCAUUCACAAUCAAACCCCACCUCGAGUGGAGAGAGAUGACAAGGAGAGACAGAAAGAGAGAGAGCUGAAGGAGCAGAGAGAAAGAGAAAAAGAACAAAGAGAAAGGGAGCACAGGGAGAAAGUAGAAAAGGAGCAUAAGGAGAAAGAGAGGAAAGAGAAAGAAGAUAGAGAACAAAAAAAGAAGGAGAAACAGGAGAGGGAGCAGAAAGAGAGGGACAGGAAAGAAACAGAGAAUGCGGAGAGGGAGAAAGGGGAACGAGAGCAAAAGGAGAGGGAGUGUAGAGAAAAGGAAAAAGAAAUGGAAUGGGAGAAGGAGAGGGAGAUGGAAAGGAGGGUGAAGGAGCAGAAAGAGAGGGAGAAAAGACAGAAAGAGCAAAAGGACAGGGAGAGAAGGGAAUAUGAGAGAGAGAUAAAAGAGAGAGAGCUGAAAGAGAGGGAUAGAAGGAAUAGGGAGCAGAGAGAGAAGGAGAAACAGGAUAGGGAAAUGAAAGAAAGGGAGAGACAGGAGAGGGAGUGGAAAGAGAAGGAGCAAAAAGAAAUACUGGAGAGAGAACAGAAAGAAAAGGAAAAACACGAGAGGGAUCAAAGUGAAAGGGAGAGGCAGGAGAGAGAGCAAAGAGAGAGAGAGAAACAAGAGAGGGAAAGAACAGAUAAAGAGAGAGAAAAGAGAGAAAGGGAGUGGAGAGAAAAUGAGAAACAGGUGAGGGAGCGGAGAGAGAAGGAGAAAGAGCAGAAGGAGAGGGAGAAAGAAAAAGAGCGGGAGCAGAAAGAAAAGCAGGGAAGAGAGAGGGAAAAAGAGAGGGAGAAAAAAAGGGAACAGGAGAAAGAGAAAAGGGAGAGAGAGGAGCUGGAGAGGAGAGGUGGCACAGUGGAAUUCUCAAGGUUUAAGGAAGAGAAGAGAGGAGGAGAGAAGAAGAUGGAGCGUCGGUCCAGAGCCAAGAGUUCAAAGGACAAGGCGGAGCCUCCUCCCAAGAAGAGGAAGAAGUGGCUUAAGGAGGUGCCAUUCUCCUCUUCUGAGUCUGACUCCUCUGUGCCCAGUGAUGAUGAAGGACCUGUGCGGGCUGGAGUUAACAACCGAGCCAUGAGGGAGAUGUUCAGGAGCUAUGUGGAGAUGCUGGUCAGUACAGCGCUUGACCCUGACAUGAUCCAAGCACUGGAGGACACUGAUGAUGAAUUGUACCUCCCACCCAUGAGGAAAAUUGAUAGCCUGCUCAGUGAACAGAAAAAGAGGUUGUUGAGGAGAGUCAACAUGAGUGUUCAGCACCAGGAGGCUUUACAUAUAUUCCCCAAAAUGACGGCAGACCCACUGGAAUCUGGAGUGAUCAAAGUUCACCUUGGCGGAGAUUGCUACAACCGCAAAACUCUCAACCGGGUCAAGAGGAGUAUUCCUAAACAACAGGAUCUGAAGGUCUCAAUUGAAACUUGCCGAAUCUACAGUCUGUAUCACUCCCUUCACCACUACAAGUAUCACACCUUCCUGCAUUGCAAGAAGGAGACGGACAGCAUUGAGCAGGCAGCGGAGGACCCUGGCCAGGAGGAGGUGGUGCAGCAGUGCAUGGCUAACCAAGGCUGGCUGGAGAGUCUCUUUAACUCCUUCAUGGAACUGCUGAGCCUAAGUGGCAAGGCCUGAAAGAGAACCAUAGCCCCAGCCACCAAACUCACACACCCACUUGCAGUAUUAAGAAGAUGGAAGCAUCCAGAAUUGGUGAAAGAAAAGAAUCACACUAAAAAAACUGUACGGAUGCUAUAGUAGUGCGAUGGUUUCAGCAAGAGCAGCCACUGCUGGUUUGUUUGUUGGAGGUUUAACUUUUAGGGUGUUUGUUUUAUUAUUGAGUCCAUGUUAAAGUACAUCUUUAUUUCAAGAAACAUAUUGAAAGAUUGAGGCUAGUGAACUACGUGAAUGUGAUGAGUUUUCCUAAAAGGGACCAUAUGAUAAUUUGGUCAGCACUACAAAAGAGAUUUUUGUCAAGAUUUACAGAAUAUUGACAAACACACACAAGUUGUCUAUAAAUAUGCAUUGACAACUGGUUUGUAUAAUUUAUACAAGGACAUUUCCAAAAAUGACCAUCCUAAGAUGGGAUAGUUUGCUGUGAUCAUUUUUGAAAAAUGUUUUAAAGGGAUAUAGAUAAAAUGGCCCACCUGCAAUGAUUUGCUUCUCUCAGAGUGACAGAGGUAAAACUAGGGUUGAGUGAGGUUUAAAAGGACUAUGUGAUAGUCUCUCGUUUCUACCUGCCUUGGUUAGAAAACAUUUAAGACUGAGGGAAAAUGUAUUUAAAACCAAGCUGUGUUUUUUUCUGUUUGUUCUUCAAAAGACAACAACAGAGAAGAUUUAAUGCCUGUAAAGACGUGGAAUGAAAAAAAAUGAAGCACGACUUUCCUGAAGGAAGUGUGAGGUGAAAUGAUCCAAAAGCAUAAAUGUCAGUGUUUAAUGUUAGUCAUUUUUAUCUGUUUGUUGUUGAUUGAUAUUUCCUAUUAUUUGACCUCUCAGAGGAUAUUCUUGCAGAACAAUUUUGUUGUUUUGAUGUGUAAAUAUUGUACAGCUUCUUCAUUCUCUAGUUCCCAGUUGCUCUUCUGUACAUGAAAUUCCUGUAUUUGACAUAAUGAAAUAAAACAGUUGAAAUGACAAAAGUGAUGAUGAAUAAACCAACUUGUGCUCAAGUCCUUUCACUGAAAUCUGAGCAGUGCAUGAGCAAGUCAUGGAUGGAUAAUUGAACGGGCCUGACGGGUCAGGGCCCAGGGGCCCAAAGUGUCAGCCCCCAGCCCACAUC
Molecule: messenger RNA, 10135 nt
Organism: Epinephelus fuscoguttatus (brown-marbled grouper)
Lineage: Eukaryota; Metazoa; Chordata; Actinopteri; Perciformes; Serranidae
Gene: prr12b
Product: proline rich 12b
Exons: 16
Coding region: 409-8997 (2862 amino acids)
Source: RefSeq, a predicted model, not a curated record